Molecule: messenger RNA, 1770 nt
Organism: Stereum hirsutum FP-91666 SS1
Lineage: Eukaryota; Fungi; Basidiomycota; Agaricomycetes; Russulales; Stereaceae
Exons: 12
Coding region: 6-1679 (557 amino acids)
Source: RefSeq, a predicted model, not a curated record
CCGACAUGGUUUCUCGCGGCAUGGGCCUCAUCUCCUUGCUUUCGUUUUUCUGCGUAGUCCUGUCUGUUGGCGUGAGAGGUGCAGCCGUGUACGAACGACGUGACUUGGUCAGUAGUCUGUCGCAGAAUGAGCAGGAAAUGUUCUUCUCGUCGAUGGACCUUCUGGACUCUAGUUACGACACUUCCACUGGAUUUUGGGAUGGUGAUACUCGAUACUCGGCUUGGUACGCUGUCGGGCUACUGGGACGAAACCAGGGGAAUGACAGUGCGGUCGCAGCUGGUAUCGUGAAGCGCGUAAUUGAACACCAAUAUACCGAUCCCACCAAAAUCUGGUAUGCGACAUUCUACGACCCAGGUACAACGGACCCCGCCACCCUCGAGAACCCUACGAUAUACAAUGAUUACGACCCGAACGUUCGUGCCUUCGUCGCCACUUCAUGGAUCAUCAUGCUCGAGGAAUUCUCGCAUCUGUUGCCCAACUCUCUUAUCCCUUUGAUCGAGGAGAGUAUGUACAAUGCGACCGUAGGAGAUGGGUAUCGUGUCGCUGGAUGGGAUGGAGAUAACUUGAGACCGGUAUACUCAAACCCUUGGUUGAUGCGUUGCAUUCAAACAGCAUGGGUUGGUCACAGAAUGGGAGAUGCCAACAUGUCGUACUGGGCAGAGAACUUCACACGGGAGGCAGUGGAACUGUUUGACAUGUAUGAUACCCUUAGCGAGUUCAAUAGCCCGACGUAUGAAGGUGUUUCUUUGUACGCGCUUACUCUCUGGAACCGCUACGCCCCUCCUGGAACCCUGGCGAAGAAAUCUGCCGCGAGUAUCAUUACUCGUAUAUGGAAGAGCAUUGGUCAAAUAUACAACCCGACGCUGAAGAACCUGGGUGGUCCAUGGGAUCGUACUUAUGGCUUCGACAUGAAUGACUAUUUCUCCAUUCUCGGCGCUCAUAUCCAAGGCCUCGUCGGCGCCACGCUCGCCCCCCUUCCGAACCCACUUACCAACAUAUCCCUUCACUACGGCGACGCCGCCAUCAUGCCCCUCCUCCCCCUCAUCUCACAAUCGCACGACCAUCUCGUCCCCCCGUCCGUUGUCAGUGCUCUCAAGUCCCUCGAACCAAAGGGUAAAGGGCAUUCGUGGCACGGAAAGGCGUACAGCCCUCCAUUUGACUACCUGGAAGUCGGAGCAGAGCGGAAUUAUAGCACGUGGACUGAGAACGGGUUGAGUCUGGGUGCGAUGGAGGUAGACGAGUUGGUUUAUGGGGGUCCGUCAUUGAACAAUGCGAGCUUUAGCCCGGCGGUUAUGCUUUGGAGGAUGGAGGAGGAUGUUGUUGGCUAUAUGUCGCUUUUCCCGACCGAGGGUCACAUUCUCGGAAACGUAAACGAGCGCAAGCUGACUGUAACAUACCCCUCACCAAACCUCACGGCCUACGACCCAACUAUCUUCACCCUCAUGUUCGGUCCGACCUAUUCGAACAUCACGGCCUUUGGUGACGACUUCCUGGCCGACGGCUUUGCGCAACUUCCCGGUAUCAACAUCAGCGUGGGCGGGAACGCAAGUCUCGUGAAGCCAGAGGUCAGCUUCAAUGCGUCUCUCAACCAGAACUCGUUCUUAUAUUGGAACGUGACUUACGUCGUUCCGCACAAUCUCAGUGCACCCACGUUGGAGAUUGUGGUCGUACCCACUUGAAAACCUAAUUCUUUCUCUACAUACCAGGCUCGCGAAGAGUGUGCCACGUUACUAUAAGGCAGAACAUACCAACUGACGAACAUAUUUGGAA